Nilaparvata lugens (brown planthopper) is the source of this 1416-nucleotide messenger RNA. RefSeq names its product 26S proteasome non-ATPase regulatory subunit 14 (gene Rpn11). The transcript has 6 exons. Gene Ontology annotation, cellular component: proteasome regulatory particle, lid subcomplex. Gene Ontology annotation, biological process: protein deubiquitination; proteasome-mediated ubiquitin-dependent protein catabolic process. The record is from RefSeq and is a predicted model, not a curated record. Gene Ontology annotation, molecular function: protein binding; metallopeptidase activity; proteasome binding. NCBI's taxonomy places the organism in Eukaryota, Metazoa, Arthropoda, Insecta, Hemiptera, Delphacidae. The coding region runs from base 311 to 1246 and encodes 311 amino acids.
AACAAGAUGGCGGAUUUCGGCGUCAGGGUAUAGCCAAGUUUCCGUACUGUAUGUAUACUGUGGUGUGACUGUGACUUGUGUGUCUGUGUGUGACUCUUGUGAAUUCGUUCUCGUUGUCGUUUACAAGUAUUAUCAAGUCAUUCUUCUUUUGUCUUGAUCAUUCAAAUUUACUUUAUUUUUUCAAUUUUUAAAACUGGGGAUGUUUGAAUUGACUUCAUCAGAGUAAUUAUUGUUAAGUUGAUCUCCAAAAGGAGAAAUAGUACUACUGCACCUUUAAAAUCGUAUUCAUCUUUAGUAUAACUUUUUUGAGAUGGAUAGACUUCUGCGUUUGGGUGGCGGAGUGCCUGGUCUGAGCCAAGCCCCUCCUCAAUCAGAUGCUCCUGUGGUUGAUACCGCAGAGCAAGUCUACAUCUCUUCACUGGCCUUAUUGAAAAUGCUUAAGCACGGUCGCGCCGGUGUUCCCAUGGAAGUUAUGGGCCUAAUGCUGGGCGAAUUUGUAGACGACUACACUGUGCGUGUCAUUGAUGUAUUCGCUAUGCCACAGAGUGGAACGGGAGUGAGUGUGGAGGCUGUAGACCCGGUGUUCCAAGCGAAGAUGUUGGACAUGCUAAAGCAGACAGGACGGCCCGAGAUGGUGGUGGGCUGGUACCACUCGCACCCGGGCUUCGGCUGCUGGCUGUCGGGUGUCGACAUCAACACGCAGGAGAGCUUCGAGCAACUAUCCAAGAGAGCCGUUGCCGUCGUCGUCGAUCCCAUUCAGAGUGUCAAAGGAAAAGUUGUCAUUGAUGCUUUCCGAUUGAUCAAUCCGAAUUUGAUGGUUUUGGGCCAAGAACCACGUCAGACCACUUCCAAUCUGGGUCAUCUUCAAAAGCCCUCUGUCCAGGCUUUAAUUCACGGACUUAACAGACACUAUUACUCAAUCAGCAUCAACUAUCGCAAAAAUGAAUUGGAACAGAAAAUGCUGCUAAAUCUGCAUAAAAAGUCGUGGAUGGAUGGCUUGAUGCUUGCCGAUUACGCUGAGCAUUGCAAGCUGAAUGAAACUACUGUCCAUGACAUGCUCGACUUGGCCAAGAACUAUAAUAAGGCUCUGGAGGAGGAAGAGAAAAUGACCCCUGAACAACUUGCUAUCAAGAAUGUUGGCAAACAAGACCCGAAGAGGCAUUUAGAGGAGAAGGUGGAUGUACUCAUGGCUGCCAACAUCGUGCAGUGCUUAGGAGCCAUGCUGGAUACAGUUGUCUUCAAGUGAUGUUCUUUAAUAAUGUCAAUGAUCGUUCAGUAUGUUGUUGCAAUGACUCAACAUGAAAAAGACUUACUAAUCAAUUUUCGAAUUUAUUUCUUAUUAAAACAGUAAUUAUGUUUGUAAUUUCAAAUACUUUUUCAUUUACAGUAUUGACAAAUAAUAUUUUCUAAAUUAUU